AUGUUGGCAAGGCUGCGAAUAUUGCCUGCACGGGCUCUCCAAGCCCCCGGUCGUGCCCUUUCAAGCUCGUUCACCAGAGGACGAGCUACAGCGCCUCGUGGUCCGCGGAAUUCGAUCCGGAGGCCAGAGCCCAUACGGAAACCGGCAGCGUCAUCGCAACAACCCGAUGCAAAUACACAAGCGCAACCCAUCGAUUCUCCGAAUCCGAACUACGACCCUUCCCAUAAUACCCUUCUCUCCCCAGUUCAUAUCCCAGAGGACCCCCAUGGUGUUCUCAAAGGAACCCAUCCAGCCACGGGCAUAUUGGCGAACUCGGGUUUGGUGGUUCAGCGACAGCUGGAACUCAUGAAUGUCAUGAUUGGCUUUGAACAAGCCAACAAGUACGUGAUAAUGGACGCGAAUGGCAAUCAUAUCGGCUACAUGGCGGAGCAAGAGAGAGGUAUGGGCAAUAUGAUGGCUCGCCAGUGGCUCCGGACACAUCGGAGUUUUGUGACACAUGUGUUUGAUAGGCAUGAAAAUGAGGUGCUCAGGUUCCAUCGUCCGUUUUCCUGGAUUAACUCGAGGAUUCGGGUAUACGACCCUCUCGCAGUUACACAGAACACGUAUUCCGCCACAAAUGGACUUCAGGCCGCCUCGACUGGCUCUCUGGUUCAGGCUACGGGGGAUUCACACACCCGUGUAUCAUCCCUAGGUCUUGGUGACAUGCGUGUGAUUGGAGAAGCGCAGCAACAGUGGGCACCACUACGAAGGAAAUACAACCUAUUCACAUAUCACCAUUCGCCAAAUGCUGCCACCGAUAUGGGUGCUCAGAAGUUGCCUCUUGCACAGUCCGGACUGAGUAGCGCGCAGCAGAUGCAGUUGACUCAAGCCCAAGGCAGCGGUCAGGGUGUGGGAGAGUACAACCAAUUUGCCUACGUCGACGAACCAUUCCUGUCCUGGGACUUCUCUCUUCGCUCAGCAGACAGCCAGCUGAUUGGGUCGGUGAAUCGAAACUUUGCUGGAUUUGCUCGCGAAUUCUUCACAGAUACUGGCGUUUAUGCCCUGCGCAUGGACUCUGCCGCUCUCAGCCCCGAUCAGGCGCCUACCCAAACCAGCACCGUCACUGGUAUGACGCUUGACCAGCGUGCAGUCAUGCUGGCGACUGCCGUAAGUAUUGAUUUUGAUUACUUCAGUCGCCACAGCGGCGCCGGGGGAUUCGGAUUCAUGCCUAUUUGGAUUCCCGGUGUUGGGAGCGAGGCAGCUGCGGGUGGCGCGGCUGCUGGUGGCGCAGCUGCCGGAGAAGCUGGAGCAGUAGGAGAAGCAGCUGCAGGCACCCUCGGUAGAGCUGGAGCAGCAGGAGGCAUGGCCGAGGGUGCAGCUGCUGGUGCAGCGGGUGCUGGGGCGAUCGCUGGGUACGAUGCGCUGUCCCGAGGUAUGACGGGAGAACAGCAUCAACAACAAUCUCAAGUUCCUGACCAGACAACGCCACCGAUGGAUCGACAAUCGUCAGUGUCUGGACAAACAGGCCCAUAUGGAAAUGUUUGGGGUGAGGGGCCUGAAGACCCGUGGGUGCACACUGAAGAAGACCCUUGGGCUGCGGAAGACCCCGGCGAAGAGGAUGGAGAUGAUUACGACUGGUUCUAG
Messenger RNA from Aspergillus terreus NIH2624, 1623 nucleotides. Its product is annotated as scramblase family protein. Gene Ontology annotation, cellular component: plasma membrane. NCBI's taxonomy places the organism in Eukaryota, Fungi, Ascomycota, Eurotiomycetes, Eurotiales, Aspergillaceae. The record is from RefSeq and is a predicted model, not a curated record. The transcript has 3 exons. Gene Ontology annotation, molecular function: phospholipid scramblase activity. Gene Ontology annotation, biological process: plasma membrane phospholipid scrambling. Bases 1 to 1623 code for a protein of 540 amino acids.